Messenger RNA from Hemicordylus capensis (graceful crag lizard), 4219 nucleotides. RefSeq names its product coiled-coil domain containing 171 (gene CCDC171). The record is from RefSeq and is a predicted model, not a curated record. Lineage: Eukaryota; Metazoa; Chordata; Lepidosauria; Squamata; Cordylidae. The transcript is spliced from 25 exons. The coding region runs from base 268 to 4134 and encodes 1288 amino acids.
GGCGUGGUUUGGCUUUCCCGUUAAUUCCUGGGUCCUAGCGCCCUGUGGUUCCCAAAGGGAUGCGCUGCAGGUCGUGACCAGUUUAUAGUUGGCAGAUCCGUCACCUACGUUGCUGCUGAUUUCAGUUGCGGGUUGACGGAAAGGUUUUAGUGUGUCUUCAAGAUGUGGGGAACCAACAGUGUUUGAAGUUGUCCUUUUGCUGCAAAGAAUAAAAAUUAUGAAGAUUAUGUUCAGAGAAUGUAGUUAAAAGGCAGAACAUUAGCUGUCAUGAAUUCUACCUCUCAAAUAAAUUCUGUGAUUUCUGACAUUAAACGCAGGCACGGUGGAAAGACAUUUCUGCACAGUUGUGGUGAGCCAGACAUGGAUACUAAAGAAGAUUUGAGAAGGAAACUCCAUCAAGCCAAGAAAGAGAAACUGGAUAUAACUGCUAAACAUAAUGCAGAGCUAUCAAACUAUGAAAGCCAGAUUGCCAGGUUGCGAGCAGAAGUUGAAAAGGGUGAGGCUUUGCGACAAAGUCUGGAGUAUGAACUUGCUAUUGCAAGGAAGGAAGCUGGUCUGGAGCGGUAUUCAUCUGAAGACAAAUUAUGUGAAGCAAACAAAGAAAUUGAACAACUUCAAGCAACCAUCAUAGCUUUUCAGCAGAAGUUGAAUGAGACUGAGAGAGCCUUUCACAUUUCUCAGAAGCACUGGGAUGAAAAACAGCAAAGACUUGUGAGUGACAUCUCAGAAAAGGACCUCAUUAUAAAAACCUGCAAUAGUGAAUAUGAGUUACUUUUGAAGGAGAGGACUAAACUGGACAAUAUUUUGAAGGAAAGCAACAGUGCCAUGCAGAACGCCCACAAGAAAAUACAGGAUCUGGAACGGGAGCACAGUAGCUGCUCAGAAGUAUUGAGGCGGCAGGCUAAUGAAUUUGAAUACAAUGCUGAAAAAGAGGCUCGACUUAAAAAAGAACUUGAGAUAGCUGCAGCAAGAGUGAAGAAGUUGGAAGAAAACAUUGAGGCAGAGAGAGCAGCACACCUGGAAUCAAAAUUUAAUUCUGAAAUAAUUCAGUUAAGGAUUCGAGACCUUGAAGGAGCAUUGCAAGUGGAGAAGGCCAGCCAUGCAGAAGCACUUUCCAACUUGGAAAUGAUCAAAAGUAAAUUUAAAGAGUUAGAAAAUGCAUAUGAGAGAGAGAAGCUGAAUGCUCAAGAAAGCUUUGAAAAACUCAAUAUGCUUGAAAGGGAGUAUCUCUCCAUAAACAAGCAGCUAAAUGAAGAGAUAGAGGAAAAGAUCAAAAUAAUUGCAGAUCUCUCAGAGAGACUUCAGGAUAAUGAAAAAAGUUACAAGGAAUUGCAGGAUGAACUUCUACUGGCCAAGAAACGCCAGGCCUUCCUAACAGAGACGUGUGAAAACAACGUGAGAGAGCUGGAGUUACUCUUGGACAGCUUUACUGUGUCAAGCCAGUGGACAGCAGGCACUCACAAGGACAAAGAUAAACCUCCAAGCUUCACUCUUGUCCUUGAGACUUUGAGGCGUACCUUGACAGAUUACCAGAACAAGCUGGAAGAUGCAUCUAAUGAGGUAAAGAAAAUGACAAUUCUCUCUGAAAAGAUGAUAAAAGAGCUUGAUUCUUCGCAACAGCAAUUAAGAUCUCAGGCUCAAGAACUUCAGGAAGCUCAAAAUAACCUUUCUGAUGUUAGUAAAGAGUUAAAUCAUCGACAGGCUAAGUGUGCAGAUAGAGACUCUUUAAUAGCUACUUUAAAAAUGGAACUACAGAACAUACUACACUGUUGGGAGAAAGAAAAAGCGCGUACCACAGAAUCUGAAAAUGAGCUCCAGAAGCUUACACGGGCUUACCAGAAGGAUAUAGAGGAGAAGCUAACCUUCCUCCAUACGUUAUAUCAGCACUUGGUAGCGGGCUGCGUUCUCAUAAAACAACCAGAAGGCAUCCUGGAUAAAUUCUCCUGGCCGGAGCUUUGCACAGUCUUGCAGGAGAAUGUUGAUGCCCUGAUCUUAGACCUCAACAAGGCUAAUGAGAAGAUAUCUCACCUUGAAUAUGUUUGUAAGAAUAAGUCGGAUACCAUGAGGGAGCUUCAGCAGACCCAGGAAGACACUUUUAACAAAGUAGCUGAACAGAUGAAAGCACAGGAAAGCUGUUGGCUGAAGCAGAAGAAGGAAUUGGAACAGCAAUAUUCUGGACUCCUUGGGGAAGUUCACGCAAGGGCACAGAAAUACCAAGAAAUGGCAGAAAAUUCCAAAGAAAAGUUUGGCACUGCAGAAAAAAUACAGGAGCAACUACUCCUUGAAAAUACACACUUUAAAACUACAGUGGCACAAAUGCAAAAUGAGCACAUGUCUCUUCUGGCAGCUUGUGCACUGUUGUCUGGUGCUUUCUAUCCUCUCUACAGUCGAUCGUGUGCCUUGUCCACCCAAAGAGACUUCCUUCAAGAUCAGGUCAACACCUAUGAAAUGAUCAAACAGGAGAUUAGGACUCUGGCCAGUGCAUUGUCUGAUGCUGAGGAAAAGAAGCAAUUGGAGGGCAAGACGAAGCAAAAAAGGCAUAAAAGAGGCUUGAUACAUCUCUUCCGCAAAGGUGUUAUUGUAGUUCUGGCAGCCCAUAGACUUCAAACAUUGGGCCAGUCAUGCAGCUCCCUUUUCUCCUGGGUGGAUGGCUUCAGAGAAGGCAUAGGAAUCUUAGUUUGUGUAGGAGACUCCAAGGAUGCGCAUAACCUGUCAAGACAACAGAAAGAGAAAAUCCGUUCUCUUCAUGCACUCAGUUGGUUUACCAGUCCUGACCUGCUUGCUGCAAUUCUUAGUUCUUUGACUGAGCUACAGGAAGUGCUUAGCAAGACAGAUUUGAAUUCCUGGCUUUCGGGACAUUUACUUAUCAAUGCAGCAAGGAAUUCUUUUUCGAAAUUCAUGGACAAACUUUUUAUUGUGAUGGAAGCCACUGCAGUGGAUAGCAGCAGGAGCAUUACCUACAUGGAGAAAGAUUCAUUAGUUCAGAGACUGGCUCGUGGGCUACAUAAAAUAAAUGCACAGGCUCUUAAAGCAGGCAUAAAUGACAACAUUCCUGUUACGAAAAGCAUAGCGUCCUUGCAGAAGCAAAUAUUUGAAUUUACACAAAGGCUGCAUACAGCAGAAGUGGAACGGCGGUCACUGCGCUUAGAGCUCACGGAAUUCAAACGGAAUUUGAAUGAGAUGAAGAAAGAGGCUGACAAAGCCCAGAGCCUGCAAGAGCAAUUAAAUGCGUUUAAGCAAUCUAAAUUGAUCACCCACGAGAGGUUUGAAAGUGCAUGUGAAGAGCUAAAUAAUGCAUUACUUCGGGAGCAGCAGGCACAAAUGCUUUUGAAUGAGCAGGCACAACAGCUACAGGAGCUGCAGUAUAAACUGGAAUUGCAUUCCUGCGAAGAAGCAGACAAAAACCAUACCCUAAGUGAAGCUGUAAAGAGUCUCUCCGAGGCAAAGAUGGAGCUGAGAAGAAAAGAUCAAUCUCUGCGUCAGCUCAAUAGACAUCUUACCCAGCUGGAGCAGGACAAGCGUCGACUGGAAGAGAGCAUCCAUGAUGCAGAGAGUGCCCUCCGCAUGGCAGCCAAAGACAAAGAAUUAAUUGCUAGUCAUAUGAAAUCAGUGGACACUUCCCUUCAAAAUGUCAGAGAUCAGAUCUCGCUGUCACGGACUGCGGCAACCAGGAAUGACUUCACCCUGCAGCUACCUAAGCUGCACCUGGAGACCUUUGCAAUAGAAGGGCUGAAGGGCGGGCCAGAGGUGCUAGCUUUCCAGGCUAUGAUUGUAAGUUUUAUGGAUGUCUACCAACUUGUGGGGUCCAGAGUAUCCACACUAGAAAGAGAAAUAAUAUCCCAUCGACAUCACACUGCAGCUCUGAAAUCAGAACUCCAAACAGCGUGCCUUCGUGAGAAUGAAAGCUUUCACUCAGACUCAAGAAAUGGUUUCCAUAUCCGUACAACUUCAAGAAUGGCACCCCAGCUAGACCAGAGCUGUGUCCCAAACUUUUUGCCACUGAAGGCGGAGUCAGAUUAUGAUUCAUCUUUUACCCUGGUACAAAAUAGACCCCAUUCUCAGGCUUCUUCGUGCUAUUCUUCGACCCUAAAUAUCACAGCCAGCACCAAACGAGCGAUGCAAAAUGGAUCUUAAGAUAUGUCAUAUGAUAUUUUUGUAAGCAUUAAAAAUACCAAUUAAAAUCCUAUUUUAUUAGGAUAUUUUUAUCCUUUGAAUUGCA